GGAAAGCGCGUGGUACGUAGAAGGCGUUACAGAUUGUAGCAUGAUUUGUAAAAACCAACUUUGGUUAUGAUUCGACGUAUUAUCGAUUCAGUGUCUUUACUUGUUGAUCCGGAACCUCAAAAUAAUAUGGAAUUAUUGAUCAAUAAAGAUUACAGUGUAAACACUUCUAUGGGCAAUGACUCCGAUAAUGUUAACGCUGUUUCUAAUGAUUUAUCAAAUAUGAGUUCUUCAUUCACUGGGCGAUUAAAUUCAUACUUAUCCAAUGAUUGCAUUGAUGACUGUUCUCCUUGUACAAUCACUUUAUCAAAUUCUAAUUCUUGUUAUAUUGCUAAUGAAAAUAAUUCAUGCUGUUUAUUGAACACUUCCAAUAAUGAUGAAUCAAUGGUGACUUUGCCUACUCGUUCUGUACGAAACCAAUCACAAUCACCUGAUAUGGUUGAUUUAAGCUCAAUUCCUUUUCGUUCACUUCCAGGAGGACCAAGUUUACAACAUCCAAGAGAUAGAGUUAAAUUGAAUACACGAAAAAAAGAAUUACAUAAAUGUCAAAAUAAUAUCAAAUCUUGUUUAACUGCUCCAGCUUCUCGUAAAAUUGAACAAAACAAUGAUGAUUUCGAAACAGGUGGAUGUUUUUCUCAAGCAGAUCCUCUAGUAAUGGAACUUGAAUGUUAUAUUUUACCAUUCUAUCGAAAUUUAACAGAAUGUGAAUUAAAACUACCUACUAAAUUUGCAACAAAGAUUUAUCGCAGUAUAUUAAAACAACUUGCAGCUGAAUAUGAACUUUUAAUUUUAUCUAUUGGAAAAGAUCGUUUACAUGAUGAAUGUUUAGUUGUUCGUAAACGUGGUACUUUACAACAAAAACAAGAAUUAGAAUUAGAAGAAUUAAUGAAAGAAAAGCAACGUCAAAAACAAUUAAAAGAAAAAGAAGAAAUCAAAGAAAUAACAGAAAAGAAAGAAGACAUUAAAAUUGAAAAACUACAAACUAAUAAUGGAACUUUGAACAAACAUCAAGAAAUAUCUUGUCAAGCUAGUUUUGAUGAACAAGGUCGUGAAAUUGGUCGAAAACGUGCUCGACGUAUACGUAAAGAAAGAGAACGAAAAAAGAAACAAGUUGAACAAAAUAAAAAAAUCAUUCAAAAAAUUGAUUGUUCAAUUCAAACUAUACCAGAAGAUUAUUGGCUAUGUCCUUGGUGUAAUGAUCAUAUUCCACCAAUUAGUCAAUGUGGACAUGAAGCAAUUUGUCGUGCAGGUGUUCAACAAAAACUUAAAGAAGCUGAAUUAAAAACUCGUCUAAAACAACAUCAAUUACGCAUGGAAGCUAAAAAACGUCAACGAUUAGGUUUGCCACCAUUGAAAACUGAACACCACCACCAACAACAGCAACACCAUAAUAAUAAGAAUGAAUUCAUGCCUAAUUCACGUAGUCAAAGUCGUAAUCGUGAUAUAAAAACCGAUAAAACAAAUUUAAUUAAACAAGAAAAAAAGUCCACCACCAUCCCACCUCACAUCAAUAAUCCUACAAUCAAAUCUAAAACUGCAUUAACUAAACUUAAUCAAUUACAUCCUAAUGAUGUAGACGGAAUGAUUAAACUUAUGCAACGUUUAUGCACUGAAUCUAAAUGUCAAUUAUUAGCUAAUAGUGAUAAUUUAUCAUUAUCCAAUAGUAAAUGUUUUCAAUGUAAACGUGCUUAUUGUUUUAUACAUCGUCCAAUUGGUAAACAUACUGCUUGUCCAUCAUCAUCAUCAUCAUCGAUCAAUGAGGAAGGUGGUGCUGGUACUGGCGGUGAUGGUGUUAGUGUUACAUCGACAGCUUGUGGUUGGGAUUUAGAUGAGAAAAAAGAAGCAUUGAAAUUAGCUUUACGUGAACGUAAAGCAAAACUAAGAGAAUUACGUGAACGAUGCUAAAAUUCAACUAUUCAUUUAUUAAAGGCUGUGAUUGAGACAAGUAGUGGAACUUUAUUUUAUGAUAUUAAUAUAUAUAUAUAUAUAUAUUUUCUUAUUAGACAUCUUUGUAUUAAUACUUUAUAAAUAUUUUUUUUUUUAAAUGAACCAACCUUGUUUAAUGCGCAUUGAUUUUUUUUAAUAAUAAUUUUUUUGUAAUUUCUUGUGAUUUUUAGUAAUAAAUACAAUUAUCUUUGUUUUUUGUUUUUUUUGGCAAAUUGUAUUUUGUUUUUUUAAUGUUUAAUGAGGAUUCGUCAGCACCUCUACCUUUGUCUUUUUAACCCUAUAUCUCAUUGAAUUAUACUUCUUGAAUAAUAUCUUCAAACGCCCUAGUCUUCUUCAUUACCAUUAAUAUCUCUACUA
Molecule: messenger RNA, 2301 nt
Organism: Schistosoma turkestanicum
Lineage: Eukaryota; Metazoa; Platyhelminthes; Trematoda; Strigeidida; Schistosomatidae
Source: the annotation of a GenBank genome assembly